Molecule: messenger RNA, 2214 nt
Organism: Triticum turgidum subsp. durum (durum wheat)
Lineage: Eukaryota; Viridiplantae; Streptophyta; Magnoliopsida; Poales; Poaceae
Source: the annotation of a GenBank genome assembly
AUGGAUUCCAGAACAGCAUUCUGCGGCGCUUUGCUACUGCUCGUGACACUGCUGCCUCUUUCAGCUAGCGCGUCGAGCAAACUCUACAUCGUGUAUAUGGGGGAGAAGAAGCACGAUGACCCGUCCAUGGUCACCGCGUCUCACCAUGACAUGCUAACCUCUGUUUUUGGGAGCAAGGAUGAAGCCUUGAGGUCGAUAGUUUACAGUUACAAGCAUGGAUUUUCUGGUUUCGCAGCGAUGCUCACUGAGUCUCAGGCUGAGGCAAUUGCAAAAUUCCCUGAAGUUGCCACUGUGGAGCCUAACAUUUUUCACGAAACACACACAACUCGGAGUUGGGACUUUCUUGGCCUUGACCAUAACCAACCAGCACAACAGCCGGGACUACUCAGAAAAGCAAAGUACGGUGAAGAUGUCAUCGUGGGUGUGAUCGAUACAGGCAUAUGGCCUGAAUCACGAAGCUUUGACGACAACGGUUAUGGCCCUGUGCCGGCACGGUGGAAAGGGAAAUGCGAGACUGGCGAGGAGUUCAACGCCACAAGUUGCAACAAAAAGAUCAUUGGUGCACGGUGGUAUGGCAGAGGCAUCAGCGCUGAGUUGCUAAAGGGCGACUACAAAUCGGCUCGGGACAACAACGGCCAUGGCACGCACGUCGCCUCAACUAUCGCCGGCGGGGAAGUGCAGGGCGUGAGCUAUGGAGGACUGGGCAUGGGCACGGCACGAGGCGGGGCACCACGUGCGCGGCUUAGUAUCUACAAGGCGUGCUGGGUGGGCGGGAGUUGCUCUGGUGCGGCUGUCCUUGCGGCUGUUGAUGAUGCCAUACACGACGGUGUGGACGUCUUGUCGCUCUCGAUUGGAGGGGCUGGUCAGCAGUUCCCUGGGACGCUCCAUGCUGUGCAAAGAGGGAUCUCUGUUGUGUUCAGUGGAGGGAACGAUGGACCUGUGCCGCAAACUGUGGGUAAUGCCCUGCCGUGGGUUACGACGGUGGCCGCUAGCACGAUUGACCGGUCUUUCCCGACCUUGAUAUCGCUGGGAAACAAAGAAAAGCUCGUGGGGCAAUCUCUAAACUACAACGCAGCUAUGAACAACAGCGGCUUUCAGGACCUUGUUCAUGUGCAGAGCUGCGACACAGAAUCACUAUCAUUGAGCAAUGUCACUGGCAAAACCGUCCUCUGUUAUGCACCAGCGCAGGCGGCCAUCACGCCACCCAGGGCAGAACUUCAUUCUCUCAUCAAUCGUACUAUCGAGGCCGGCGCAAAGGGCCUCAUCUUCGCACAAUACACUGUCAACCUUCUCGAAAUCCUGACCAGCUGCGAGGGAUUUAUGUCUUGUGCACUGGUGGAUUUCGAGAUCGCACAAAGAAUCGCCUCCUACUCAAAAAUGACUGAGAGUCCGGUGGUGAAGAUAUCGCCAGCUGUAAGCGUUGUUGGAAAUGGGGUGUUGUCACCGUAUGUCGCCUCAUUCUCGUCAAGAGGCCCGAGCCUUGCUUUCCCUCGCAUACUCAAGCCCGACAUUGCUGCACCUGGCGUCGGCAUCUUGGCAGCGGAGCGUGACUCCUACGUGUUCCAUUCUGGGACAUCCAUGGCAUGCCCACAUGUCUCUGCGGUGACGGCGUUGCUCAAGUCAGUUCACCCUAACUGGUCACCUGCCAUGAUCAAGUCUGCCAUUGUCACCACGGCAUCUGUGACCGAUCAGUUUGGUAUGCCGAUCCAAGCAAACGGAGUCCCAAGGAAACUAGCCGACCCUUUCGACUUUGGCGGUGGCCAUAUGGACCCUGACAGAGCUGUUGACCCUGGCCUGGUUUAUGACCUUGACGCAAGGGAGUACAACAAGUUCUUGAACUGCACCCAAGGAUUAUCAGACGGUUGCAAGUCCUACAAUCUUAACCUCAACCUCCCGUCAAUCACUGUGCCAGACCUUAAGGGCCAUGUCAUUCUUAGGCGCACUGUGACUAACGUUGGGCCAGCAGAAGCAACAUAUCAUUUAGUGGUUGAAGCUCCAGCGGGGAUAGAUGUGUCGGUGGAACCAUCUGUGAUCAGUUUCACCCAAGGCAACAGUAGAAGCGCGACAUUUAUGGUGACAUUCACAACAAGGCAGAGAGUGCAAGGAGGAUACACUUUUGGGAGCUUGACAUGGUCAGACGGAAGUACCCGCUCAGUGAGAAUUCCUGUUGCGGUACGAACUGUGAUACAAGACUUUGUUGCGGACACGUCCUAA